Molecule: messenger RNA, 2560 nt
Organism: Quercus robur (English oak)
Lineage: Eukaryota; Viridiplantae; Streptophyta; Magnoliopsida; Fagales; Fagaceae
Product: protein CNGC15b-like
Exons: 7
Coding region: 205-2298 (697 amino acids)
Biological process (GO): potassium ion transport; transmembrane transport
Cellular component (GO): membrane
Molecular function (GO): voltage-gated potassium channel activity
Source: RefSeq, a predicted model, not a curated record
UGGUCGAGUUGGCAUCUUUCUUUAGAACCACUUACAAAGAGUUAAAAACAAGUCAUUAUCGGUCUUUGAUCUUUCUUUCUGGCUUCAAACUCAUUGCAAUCAAAUCGAAUCAAGGAUACGGCAUUAAUUCUCUCACAAAACAACUUAUAUGCUUUUCAUUCUGAUAGUAAAUUGAGAGAUCGAUCGAGUUCAUCAAUUGAACAAAUGGGUCACAGAAAUUCAAGACUCAAAAGAACUCAAGUUCUAGAUGAUUCUGAAGUAGCUGACAGUGUAAAUGAUGUGAUAGAGAACUACUACUAUAUUGAUGGGACUAAGUGUAAGACUACACCUAAAUCAAAACCCAAGAAGGCCAAUGAUUUUUCUGAGAAGACAAGGAGUUUUAAAGAUAAAGUCCUGCGUAGGGUAUUUUCUGAGGACUAUGAGAAGGAGAAGAAAAGGAUACUGGAUCCUAGUGGAAAAACCAUUAGCAACUGGAACAAGAUUUUCUCAAUCGCUUGUCUAAUUUCUUUAUUCGUGGAUCCAAUGUUUUUAUUGUCACCUAUAAUGAGAGACGAAGUCUGCUUAACUAAUGCAACGAGUCUCCAAGUUGUCCUCACCAUCGUAAGGUCUGUGCUUGAUGUGUUUUAUGUGAUUCAGAUCAUUGUUCGGUUUCAUACAGCUUAUGUAGCACCUUCUUCACGUAUAUUUGGAAGAGGAGAGCUAGUCAUAGACCCUUCAAAGAUUGCAAUGAGGUACCUUCGAAGAGGUUUUUGGAUGGACCUCUUGGUUUCCCUGCCACUUCCUCAGGUGUUAGCUUGGGUAGUCAUACCCAAUGUUGAGGGUACUGUCGUGACAAUAAGAAAAAAAGCCAUGUGGUUCAUCAUGCUAAUCCAGUAUCUCCCUAGGGUGCUUCACAUCUAUCCUCUCUCGUCGCAAAUUGUUAAUACAACUGGUCUUUUGUCAGAAACAGUAUGGACAGGAGCUCUUUAUAACCUUGUGCUUUACCUAGUGGCAAGCAAUGUUUCAGGAGCUUGGUGGUACAUUCUAGCAAUUGAGCGACAAGAAGCAUGUUGGAGAAGUGUGUGCAGCCUUGAGUCACCGAGUUGUCAAAAUGUAUACUUUGAUUGCCGUAGUGUUAAUGACGUUUCUAGGGCCAAUUGGUUCAACUCGACAAAUGUCACAAAUCUAUGCAAUACAAAUGCAAGUCCUAGCUAUUAUCAGUACGGUAUAUUUGGAGAUGCAGUGACCACAGAUGUUGUAGCCGCCCAAUUCUUCACCAAGUACUUCUACUGUCUCUGGUGGGGUUUAAGGCAGCUAAGUUCUAUAGGAAAUAAUAUGUUUACAAGUACUUCCAUGGGAGAAGAUGUUUUUGCCCUCGUUGUUGCCACCCUUGGGCUGUUUCUAUUAGCACUGCUCAUUGGAAAUAUGCAAAGAUUCCUUCAAUCAGCAACAUUGCGAUUGGAAGAGUGGAGGAUCAUGAGAACUGAUACAGAACAAUGGAUGAAAUAUAGACAGAUGCCUCCAGAACUAAAGCAGCGUAUUCGACAAUAUGAUCAAUACAAGUGGUUGGCUACUAGAGGGGUUGAUGAAGAAAAAAUUCUCAAUAGCCUCCCUACGGAUCUCCGGAUAAAGAUCAAGCGCCAUCUCUGCCUCUCUUUAGUUCGAGGAGUUCCGCUGUUUAAUCAAAUGGACGAAACAAUGUUGGAUGCAAUAUGUGAGAGGCUUAAGCCUGCAUUAUGCACCAAAAACAUGUUCCUUGUGCGUGAAGGUGACCCUGUCAAGCAGAUGCUUUUUAUAAUUCGAGGCCACCUUUGGUCUUACACCACAGAUGGUGGCCGCUCUGGGUCCUCCAACUCAUACAGGAUUGGCUCAGGCGACUUCUGCGGUGAGGAGCUACUGACAUGGGCCUUGGACCCACGUCCAAAUGUCAUCUUUCCAUCAUCCACACACAUGGUGAAAGCUAUAACUGAAGUUGAGGCGUUUGCUCUAGGAGCAGUGGACUUAAAAUUUGUGGUAUCACAAUUCCGAAGGCUGCAUGGAAAACAACUUAAACACAUUUUUAGGGUCUACUCUCACCAGUGGCGAACAUGGGCAGCAUGUUUUAUACAGGCAACGUGGCGUAGGCAUAAAAAGUUGAAGGAAAUGGCUGAAAUUGGAGCUAGGGAGCGAGGACGAGCCCCAAGGGAUUACUUUUGGAUGAGGUAUGCAGAAACACUACUGGAGAGCAGUAGAAGUAUGAAGGUUGUCAACAACUCCGCUGAAUCAAGUUCCAGUGAUGUCAACUUGCUACAAAAGCCUGCAGAGCCAAAUUUUGAUUGAAGUGUACAACACAAACUCUGGAUAUGGGCUUCACACUAGUAACUAGUAAGCUAUUUGUGUACCUUGUCUCACUUUUUUUUCCCUCUUUAUGUUGUGUAGAUGAAUUUAUUCAAACCAGAACAGCAGUGAAAACAAGUACAUAAAAAGCAUAUGUAGUAAUUGUAUACCAAAUUACCAAUCAAUUAAGAAUAUUAACAGUAUUGAUCGCAUUAUUGCUAUUAGGAUUUUGCAUUGGCUAAUUCCAUGACAAAUAUUUGUAAUU